Messenger RNA from Lycium ferocissimum, 4179 nucleotides. Its product is annotated as putative late blight resistance protein homolog R1A-3. Gene Ontology annotation, molecular function: ADP binding. NCBI's taxonomy places the organism in Eukaryota, Viridiplantae, Streptophyta, Magnoliopsida, Solanales, Solanaceae. Gene Ontology annotation, biological process: defense response to other organism. The record is from RefSeq and is a predicted model, not a curated record.
GGAUUUCAUAGAGAAGUUAAAGAGUGGACGCGAUGAAAUUGCUCUUGACAUGGAUGAAAUUGAAAAGCUGACAUUGGAGCUGACAUAUAUGUCCGUUUUUUUCCAGCUUCGUUAUUUCGCUCCGUAUAGUUUUGAUGCCGAAAUGUCUUGCAGAUUAUAUGAGUUUCAUGAUCUGGUUCGGUUACUUUUUCAUCAGAGUGGAGAUGACAUGCUGGUUAAAUUAAAGUAUCAUGUCGUUCCUUGCCUCCUGGAAAGUAUAGAAAGUUGUAUCAGCUCACAUCACCGUUCUGAAUCAAGUGCCAUCAUGACUGAGGAUCAGUUGGUUGAGCUUUUGGACGUCCUCCUCGUGAAUCUCCAAUACCUACCCAAGUGUUGUGCUGAGUUGGUUUUCCCAUUAAUGACUCAAUAUGAGCUUCUUCAAAAUGUAUGUGGCAAUUUAAGAGAUUUCCAUGGGCUGAAAGUAAAUGGUUGCGUUGACCAUGAGACAACUAAAUAUGUUUUACCUCAGUUUCAGCUUAUGGCUGAGAGAGUAGGACACUUCUGUUUUGUCCUUUUGUAUUAUGAACUUGAGAAAAUAGAUGAAGCAAAUGGACUUGAUGAAACAUAUGAAAUAGGUGAAGUCCCUCGAGUCAAUUCCAUGCUAGCUCAUCUACUUAUGGAGAUUAUUCCGGUUCAACUGGAGGUUAUGCACAUAUGUUCGACAAAUUUGAAAGCUUCAAAAUCAGCAGAAGUUGGAAGCUUUAUUAAGCGGCUCUUGGAAGUCUCUCCAGACAUUCUCAGGGAAUAUCUAACUCAUCUACGAGAUGUUAUUACUUCUCGAAACAUUCAUGUCAUGAUAGAGUUCCUAUUGAUUAUUCUUACUGAUAUUUCCAAGGACUUUAUCCAUCAUGACAAAUUGUUUGUUCUCUUGGCACGUGUUGGAGCACAUACAAGGGAGGUGUCCAUUCUUGUUCGCAACUUAGAGAACUCAAAGAAUGAACAAAAUAUGGAUAUGAAUGAAAAGAUUGGACUUCUGAAGGAAGAUCUCAAACAUGUUUACUUGAAAGCCCCAGAUCCAUUUGAACUCCACUUCCCCAUGAGUGAUGGACCACUCUUCAUGACUCUUCUGCUCAGAAACUUAAAGGACUUGCUCAAUUCCAAUGCUUAUUCAGUUGCUUUGAUUAAGGAAGAAAUUGAGACGGUGAAAAAAGACCUAGAAUCCAUAAGAUCGUUCUUCAGAAAUGUUGAGCAAGAAUUGAAUAGAGAUCUUUGGACUUGUGUUCUAGAUGUGGCAUAUGAGGUUGAGCAUGCCAUUAAUUCGAUUCUUGUCAGAGAUCAUGGUCUCAUGCAGCUUAUCUUCUUACUUCCUGCUACCGUAGAAAAGAUCAAGCAUAUGAAAGAAGAGGUACCAAAGAAGAUCUCCAAGAACAAGGGUCUUAUCGUUGCAAACUCUCCUAACGAGCCAGUUGAAAGCAAGUCAUCAACAAAGCUAAUUAGGCAAAUAUAUGUCGGUUUUAAGGAGGAGACAGAACUGAUAAUUAGACAGCUUACUAGUGAACCACCAGCGCUAGAUGUCAUUUCGAUCAUUGGUAUGCCGGGUUCUGGUAAAACUACUCUAGCAGACAAAGUAUACUAUGAUAAGUCUGUUACUAGUCAUUUCGACAUUCGUGCAUGGUGCACAGUCGGCCAAGAGUAUGACUGGAAAAAGAUGUUGCAUAAAAUUUAUAAUCAAGUGACUGGUUCGGAUGCAAAAUUCCGUGAGGAUUUUAAUGUUUGUGAUGAGCUUCGAAAAAAGCUACAUGGAAGGAGGUACCUUAUUGUCUUGGAUGACUUGUGGGAUACAAUAGCAUGGGAUGAGCUAACAAUGCCUUUUCAUGAUCUCAAGAAAGGAAGUAGAAUUAUCUUAACAAGUCGAAAAAGGGAAGUGGCUUUGCAUGCAAAACACAGCAGUAAUCCUCUUGAUCUUCGAUUGCUAGAACCAGGAGAAAGUUGGGAGUUAUUAGAGAAAAGGGUAUUCGGAGAAGAAAGCUGCCCUGAUGAACUAAAGUCUCUCGGAAAAGAAAUAUCUGAAAAGUGUAAAGGGCUUCCUUUGGUACUUGAUCUGAUUGGUGGAGUCAUUGCAAGGAAGGAAAAGGAAAAGGUUUGGUGGCUUGACGUUCUACAUAAUUUGAAAUCCUUUAAGAAUGAGGGAGAAGUGAUGAAGGUUAUACAUUUAAGUUACGACCAUUUAUCAGAUCACUUAAAGCCUUGCUUGCUUUACCUUGCAAGCUAUCCUAAGGAUAAAGAUAUUGCAAUCACUAGUUUGAACAUUUUAUGGAGUGCUGAAGGACUUGUGCAACAGACUGAAAUGAAGAGUGUAGAAGAGGUAGUGAAGUCUUAUUUGGAUGAGUUAGCUUCCAGUAGCUUGGUAAAAGUUUUCAAUAAGAAAGGUAGCAGGGACCUGAGUUGCCAAAUUCAUGAUCUUGUGCAUGAUUUUUGUUUGAUAAAAGCUAGAAAUGAGAAGCUGUUUAGUUCAAGUGCUCCAUCUUCUUCUUCAGGUCUUAUGCCACGUGGAAUGAACAUUAGUUACGAACAACAUCUCCUCCAUUCGGAUGAAAAUUUUGUCAUGUUCAAUUCAGAGAAAAAUCCUUAUGUUAAGCACCUUCUGUCUUUGAAGAUUUAUGAUGUAACAUAUGGAAAGCAAAACCAUCUGUCCUACAACUUUCACCUAAGACACUUGGGGCUGCUUAAAAGAUUGGAGCUUCCGGAUGUAAGUUUGACAGAUUCUUUGCUGAAUGAGAUAGGCAUGCUUGUUCAUUUGAGGUGCUUGAUCAUUCAGAUGAAGGCAAAAGCUCUCCCCCCAUCAUUUUCAAACCUCCGGAAUCUAGAAACUCUGGUGGUGCAAAAUUCAGAAUCAAACCGCGUGGUACUGUCACCUAGAAUUUGGAGUCUUGUAAAGCUAAGACAUGUGAGAAUGGAUAGUUGUUCUCUCUUUGAGCCAUACACCGAACCAAAAGUGUUAGAAGAGGACUCGAAGUUAGAGAAUUUGAGAAUAUUAUAUGGGCUCAACUUCUUCUGUUCGGGAGACACCAAAGAUAUUUUUAAAAGGUUUCCCAAUCUGCAAAGCCUUACAUUCAGCAUUAGGGCAUGGCCUUGUUCAGCAGAGCAGAUUCGUUUUCCAAGAUUGGAUAUGCUUAAUGAACUUGAAGAAGUUCGUGCAUUCUUCUAUUGCGCUUCCGAAUCUUCAAAGCCUUACAUUCAGCAUCGAUUUGAUUUUCACUUCCCUUCGAGCUUGAAAACUCUGGAGUUGAAGGGGUUUGAUCUGACAUCCGAUUCACUGUCAACAAUUGCGAGGCUAACCAACCUUCAAAACCUGAGUCUACAAAGCGCAAGAAUCCAGGGGAACAUGGAAGAAGUCACCUUCAAUAAACUCAAAUUUCUAAGAUUGUAUGAGGUGUCUUUCUUUGAAUGGCAGGUUGUAGAGGAAUCCUUUCCCGUGCUCGAGGUACUACAUAUACAUUGGUGUCCUGAGAUUAUGCAGAUCCCGGCGAGUUUUGGGGAUAUUGCUUCAUUAAAGUCUAUCUCACUGUUCGGUAGCCGUCACCUCAAAGAGUCAGCCGUAAAGAUUAAGGAAUAUGUUAAAUACUGGACAGAAGAAGACAAGCUUGAGGUAAUGGACUGCUAGUGAAUUCGUGCACAAAAUGGGGUCAUCUUAGGUUCUUAUAUGAGCAAAUCUCUAGUGUAUGUUGGCAUGCGAUUUACUUUGUCCAGCACAUCAAGCUGUAGAGGCUUCAGACAUUUAUGCCUUCUCCACCUGUUUCAGGUUCUAAGCAACACUGAGAAUCUAGCAACAGAGAAAACCAAGCAGCAAAUGAUGGAAUUCAAGAAUCUCAUAUCCUGUAUACACAGGAAACUAAGAUCCUUUCUACUUCUCGCUGUGCAAUUCCUUGAGGCUUUAACUCUGUAUCAUCACAGCUGUAUCAGCAGCUGUUGUGAAAUAUUAUAUUAUAUGUAUGCCCUUUCUUGUGCAUUCAGCAAAAAGGAAUUACAUGGAAAUAUCCAGCAAUUGCAUACCAUUUGUUGCUUUUAUAUACUUCUAAAGGAAAAUGUAGUGGAAGAGGAAUGUGAAACUUUCUAAACAGUUACUACAUCACUUUCCUGUUAGAAUGGUCAAGAAAACUUUGGCAUUACCUUGCAUGCGAAGUAAGCUAAAAGAGAAAA